Molecule: messenger RNA, 1782 nt
Organism: Empidonax traillii (willow flycatcher)
Lineage: Eukaryota; Metazoa; Chordata; Aves; Passeriformes; Tyrannidae
Gene: TIGD5
Product: tigger transposable element derived 5
Exons: 3
Coding region: 1-1629 (542 amino acids)
Cellular component (GO): nucleus
Molecular function (GO): DNA binding
Source: RefSeq, a predicted model, not a curated record
AUGUCGCUUCGCCGCGCCUACUCCAUCAAGGACAAGCUGCAGGCCAUCGAGCGGGUGAAGAAGGGCGAGCGCCAGGCGUCGGUGUGCCGAGCCUUCGGGGUGCCGGGGGGCACGCUCCGGGGCUGGCUGAAGGACGAGGCGAAGCUGCGCUGGUUCCUGGAGCAGCUCGGCGGCGAGGUGGGCACCCAGCGCAAGAAGAUGCGCUUGGCCAACGAGGAGGAGAUCGACCGCGCCGUCUACGCCUGGUUCCUGGCGCUGCGCCACCUUCGCCCGCCAGAUCUACGGGCCGGAGUGCACCUUCAAGGCGAGCCACGGCUGGUUCUGGCGCUGGCAGAAGCGCCACGGCAUCUCCAGCCAGCGCAUCUACGGCGAGGGCGGCGCGGCCGCCGAGCCCGAGCGCGCCCCGGCCGCCCGCCCGGAGCCUCUGCCCGACGGCGGCUACGGCGACGAGCAGAUCUACAACGCCAACGUCACCCGCCUCUUCUGGAAGCUUCUCCCCGGCGACGCCCGGGCGGGAGGCGGCGGUGGCGGGGCGAGCGCGUCACGGUGCUGCUGGCCGCCAACCUGACGGGAGCCCACAAGCUCAAGCCGCUGGUGGUCGGGGGUCUCCGCGAUCCCGCCAGCCUCCGGCACCACAACCAGGACAAGUUCCCGGCGUGUUACCGCUACAGCCGCGAGGCCGCGCUGGCGCCGGCGCUGCUCCGCGCGUGGUUCUUCGAGGACUUCGUGCCGGGGGUGAAGCGCUACCUGCGGCGGAGCUGCCUCCAGCAGAAGGCCGUGCUGCUGCUCGGCCCGGGCCGUGAGGAUUCUCCUCCCCUGCAGACGCCCGACGGCUCCAUCCGAGCGCUCUUCCUCUCCAAGGGUCCCGCCGGGAGCGGCUCCGCCGGAGCCGGGGGUCGGAUCCCGGCGCCGCUGGAGCAGGGGGUGGUGUCGGCCUUCAAGCAGCUCUACAAGCGGGAGCUGCUGCGCUUGGCCGUGUCCUGCGGCGGUCCCGGCGGCCCCGGCGACUUCGUGAGGUCCUUCCUGCUCAAGGACAUGCUGUGCCUCGCCGGGCUCUCCUGGGACCUCAUCCCGCCGGGCUCCAUCGAGAAGUGCUGGCUCCUGGGGCUCCGCGCUGCCUUCGAGCCGCAUCCCGGCGAGGAGGAGCGCGGGGAGACCCCGGCAGCGGGGCACGAAGGAGGAGGAGGAGGAGGAGGAGGAGGGGACAGCAAAGUCUUCAGCGACCUGACCCACCUGGCAGCGCUGGCCUUCAAGCGCUUGGCUCCCGAGGAGGUGUCCGACUGGCUGCACUUGGAUGAUGCCGCUCCGGGCGCGGACGAGGAGGAGGAUGAGGAUGAGGAAGAGGAGGAUGGAGAAGAGGACGCGGGCGAGGAAGGCGCCGAGGGCUGCGGGGCGGAGGAGGACGAGGAGGAGGAGGAGGAGGAGGAAGCAGCCGCUGGCAGAGGCGGUGGGGAAGGAGGAGACCCGCUGCUUCCCACGGCUCGGGAAGCCAUCCAGGGCCUGGAGACGGCGCUGCGGUGGCUGGAGGGGCAGGACCCGCGGGAAGUGGGGCCGCUGAAGCUGGUGCAGCUCCGCUCCCUCAUCUCCACGGCCCAGCGGCUGCGCCGCGGCCGCAGCCCCCGCUCCUAGGCCGGGGGGCUACCGCUGCCUACCUUUGGGCUACCAACCGCCCCCAGCUGGCCACGGGGCCGGGAACGCCCCGUUAUCCCGGCGGGGGGAUCCCAGCGCCCGCCAGGAUUCCUCCUGGGGACCGGGAGGCUGUGGGGUCGCAGUUUCGGGGAU